UAAGGACGCAUGCGCGCGCGUCGCCGCUUAGCGCAGCCCUGUUGUUUCCACAACGCCUCCUGGAGAAAGAACAAGGAAGGAUGAAGGGGAGGCCUGGCUAAGCUGUCAUCCCCCAGGGAAACCGUCUUUGUAUGGCAGCCUAACUUGUCAAGGAAUUGGCCUAGAUGGCAUUCCAGAGGUUACAGCUUCAGAAGGAUUUAUUGUGAAUGAAAUAAGCAAGGUAUUUUGACACAGCUUGGGUGCUGACUUCUUUCGUCCCUUCAUACUCAGACCUGGAUACAGUCCUUAUCACUUCAAACAUGGUUGCUAAUUUUUGCUGUGAACCUGCUGGGUGGGUUCAGACAAAAAGCAUUCAUAUUUCAUGUCCAAAGGAAAGUACAUCUUCUAAGUUUUUGGCACCAUAUACUACUUUUUCCAGAAUUCAUACAAAGAGUAUAACAUGCCUGGACAUUUCCAGUGGAGGAGGUCUUGGUGUGUCUUCUAGUACUGAUGGAACCAUGAAAAUCUGGCAGGCUUCCAAUGGAGAACUCAGAAGAGUAUUGGAAGGACAUGUGUUUGAUGUGAAUUGUUGCAGGUUUUUCCCCUCAGGCCUUGUGGUUCUGAGUGGGGGAAUGGAUGCCCAGCUGAAGAUAUGGUCAGCUGAAGAUGCUAGCUGCGUGGUGACCUUCAAAGGUCACAAAGGAGGUAUCCUGGAUACAGCCAUCGUUGAUCGGGGGAGGAAUGUGGUAUCUGGUUCUCGAGAUGGGACGGCACGACUUUGGGAUUGUGGGCGCUCAGCCUGCUUGGGAGUCCUUGCAGACUGUGGCUCUUCCAUCAAUGGAGUGGCAGUGGGUGCUGCUGACAACUCCAUAAACCUUGGCUCUCCUGAGCAGAUGCCCAGUGAACGGGAGGUUGGAACAGAGGCAAAAAUGCUGCUGUUGGCCCGGGAAGAUAAGAAACUUCAGUGCUUGGGACUACAGAGCAGGCAGCCGGUGUUCCUCUUUAUUGGCUCAGAUGCUUUCAACUGCUGUACUUUUCUCUCUGGCUUCUUGCUAUUGGCUGGGACUCAAGAUGGAAACAUUUAUCAGCUGGAUGUGAGGAGUCCAAGGGCUCCAGUACAAAUCAUCCACAGAUCAGGAGCACCAGUCCUAUCCCUGCUAAGUUUCAGAGAUGGAUUCAUUGCUAGCCAAGGUGAUGGAAGCUGUUUUAUUGUCCAGCAGGACUUAGACUAUGUCAUUGAGCUCACUGGGGCUGACUGUGACCCUGUGUACAAGGUAGCCACAUGGGAGAAACAGAUCUACUCAUGCUGUCGAGACAGUCUUGUACGACGCUACCAGCUUUCUGACCUCUGAACUCUUGGAAAGAGCAGUCCCAGUUAGUGAAAAGGUUUGACCCUGAUCAACAGUGAGCAGAAACAUCAUCAGUCCUAAUGUCUUGGGCACCCCUUGGAAAUCACAGAAAGUCAGCUAUACUGGCUGUAUGGAACUCAUCCCAGGACCUACUUUGAACUGAGUAAGAAGCUCACCUGUGCCCACUGCAUUUGUCCCAACUUCUCCUUGUAUAAACUCACCCCAGCAACCAACACAGGGCAAGGAUAUAGAUGCUUCUAGUUUGUUCUCAAACCAAUUGUGUUAAAUGUUUACGGGACCUCAGUACUAAAGCCUGUUUUCUGGAGGAAAUAAAGAAAAUAUGUUUGGAAGUGCCUGAAUAUG
This is a messenger RNA of Cebus imitator (Panamanian white-faced capuchin), 1691 nucleotides long. It is a transcript of the gene PAAF1, whose product is annotated as proteasomal ATPase associated factor 1. The record is from RefSeq and is a predicted model, not a curated record. NCBI's taxonomy places the organism in Eukaryota, Metazoa, Chordata, Mammalia, Primates, Cebidae. The coding region runs from base 300 to 1331 and encodes 343 amino acids. Gene Ontology annotation, molecular function: protein binding. The transcript has 13 exons.